Molecule: messenger RNA, 2692 nt
Organism: Taeniopygia guttata (zebra finch)
Lineage: Eukaryota; Metazoa; Chordata; Aves; Passeriformes; Estrildidae
Gene: CYP2AC7
Product: cytochrome P450, family 2, subfamily AC, polypeptide 7
Biological process (GO): xenobiotic metabolic process
Cellular component (GO): intracellular membrane-bounded organelle; cytoplasm
Molecular function (GO): iron ion binding; heme binding; oxidoreductase activity, acting on paired donors, with incorporation or reduction of molecular oxygen, reduced flavin or flavoprotein as one donor, and incorporation of one atom of oxygen
Source: RefSeq, a predicted model, not a curated record
AUGGCCGUGCAGAGUUUCCUGCAGUACGUGGGCUCCAGCCCGCUGCUCUGUUUGGCAGCAGGGCUGUUUGCUCUCCUUUACUUUCUCUCCAGCUCCAAGAAGUCGGUUUGCAAUUUGCCUCCUGGGCCACGACCUCUUCCUCUGAUUGGGAACUUGAACGUGGUGGACCUGAAAAAGCCAUUCCAGUCACUGACAGAGCUCUCCAAGAUAUAUGGCAGCGUCUUCACGGUGCAUUUUGGACCCAGGAGGGUCGUGGUACUGGCUGGAUAUGAAACCAUCAAGGAUGCCCUUUUAAAUCAUGCUGAAGAGUUUGGAGAGAGAGCAGAAAUACCCAUAUUUAGGAAAAUGACACAAGGAAAUGGCAUAGUAUUCAGCCAUGGAGAGCUGUGGAAAACUCUGAGAAGAUUUACCUUGUCCACACUGCGAGAUUUUGGAAUGGGAAAGAGAACCCUUGAGAUCCGAAUCCUGGAGGAAGUAAACUCCCUUAUCAAAUAUUUUGAAUCCUAUCAUGGGAAACCAUUUGAUACAAAAAUGAUACUCAACAAUGCUGUAUCCAAUGUCAUCUGCUCUAUAUUGUUUGGAGAGAGGUUUGAAUAUGAUGAUCCAGUAUUUCUAACUUUGCUGAAGCUGAUAAAUCAAAAUACUAAGUUGUUGGGCUCCCCUAUGGUGCAGUUAUAUAACUUCUACCCAUCCCUUGGAUUUCUGUCUGGGGCUUCCAAGACUGUGCUACGAAAUAUCCUUGAAUUGAAUGCUUUUCUCCAGAAGCUCUUCCAGGAACACAAAGAGGAGCUAAAUGAAAAUGACUUAACAGGCUUUGUCGAUGCCUUUCUGGUAAAGCAAAAGCAGGAGUCAAAGAAACCACACACUGCAUUCAGCAAUGGAAACCUGAUGUUUUCAACCCUGGACCUCUUUGCUGCUGGGACUGAGACUACAUCCACAACUGUUCGCUGGGGGCUGCUUCUGAUGAUGAAAUACCCAGAAAUUCAGAGAAAGAUUCAGGAAGAAAUGAACCAUGUCAUUGAACCGGGAGAGCUGCCUAAGUUGGAGGACAGGAAAAGAAUGCCGUACACAGAAGCAGUAAUACAUGAAAUACAAAGGUUUGCCAAUAUUGUCCCCAUGGGCGUAUCACGAUCGACUCCCAGCGAUGUGAAUUUCCGAGGCUACGUGAUUCCUAAGGGUACUGAGAUUAUUCCACUGCUGACCUCUGCUCUGAAUGACGAGUUACACUGGAAAACCCCGGAUCAGUUCAACCCUUCCAAUUUCCUUGAUGCCAAUGGGAACUUCAUCAGGAGAGAAGCAUUUAUUCCAUUCUCCAUAGGGAGAAGGGCUUGCCUUGGUGAAGGACUGGCCAAAAUGGAGCUGUUCCUCUUCUUUUCGGGCUUGCUCCGCAAAUUUGUUUUCCAGCCUCCCCCAGGAGUGGAGAAGUCAGACCUGGAUCUCACUGCUGAUGUCGGCUUUACCUUGACUCCCAUGCCUCACCUGGUUUGUGCUGUGCCCUGUGAAUGAUCAAACAGCACAGCAUUAGAGUAGUGAACACUUCAAGCUUUAAAGCAAAUCUAGCUACAGUGGGGAAAAGCUGUCCCUGAGCUUUAGGGGAAGGAAGACACUAAGCACAGUUAUUUUCUCUCAUUCAUGACAUCCUCUCCAACAGCUCUUGCACUGUCUGUAUAAUGCAAACCCUUCAGAGAACUCUGAGUUCUGCUCUCAGAAAAUGUGAUUUAUUCCUGGAACAGCACAUCAGAGAUGCUGUUUUCAGGACAGUUUGAAAAAGUGAAAUGCCUUCAGACCUCCUCUGUAGAUGUAAGCCAUCAGAGCUCUUCCCUGGUAGUGUGUGGGGAAUUUCUCAGCCCAAAGUCCAAGCCCUAUAGCACAGCUCAUUAUAAGUGGCCCAGCUGGAGACAAGAGACACUCAAAGGAUCUGGAAAUCUCCUCAGGAUGGUUGUUCAGCUCAGCCUCAGACUGAGCUUCCAUUGUGCGAUACAGCCUGCCUUAUCUUUAUUACAGAGUCCCAGACACAAGGGUGUAACACGGGCUGAUGCCAAGACCCAGGCACAGGGCAGUUAUCAGGAAACAUCUAAGUGCUUUGGGAAAUGGGUUCUUUCCAACUCACACCAGGCACUUCAUGCUGAACAGCCCAUUUAUGAUGGGGCCAAUUGAGCAGCUUUCCGCUUCUGCUAAGAAAGGCAUUUCUACCACACCCUCACCUCUCCUGGCUUCAUGAUGGCUCUGGCACUUGUCCAGUCCCUUAUUGGGGCAUCUCAGAUCCCUAACCUGGCAGAAAAUGAGCAGCCAUGGCACGGGAAGUUUCUGAACGUGUGGCUGAAGCGAUACAAGCCUGCAGCAGUGUGAGGGCAGUGGAGCUGGGGCUGGGCAGGGACUGCCACACUCCAGCAGAGAGCUGGGAGAGGCUCAGCCCCCUGCUCCACUUGCACCUCAGCUCUGUAGAUCUGUAGAUCUUCUCUACCCUUCACAGAGAGAAAGGAUCCUUCAGGGGAUGAAUCAGCUGCCAUAAGGUUGUCAUUUCUCACUCUCUGCACUGACUGCAGCGUGAACCAUCAUCCACAGGCUCCUAAUUCCAAACUUACCAGGUGUGUUGUGAUGAAUAGGGACAGUAUUGUCCAUUCAACUGAAAAUGGAGCAGUUAUGGCAAACCCUACAACAUAAAACUAAAGUUACUGUCACUUAAAGCUGA